Molecule: messenger RNA, 681 nt
Organism: Boleophthalmus pectinirostris (great blue-spotted mudskipper)
Lineage: Eukaryota; Metazoa; Chordata; Actinopteri; Gobiiformes; Gobiidae
Exons: 1
Coding region: 1-681 (226 amino acids)
Source: RefSeq, a predicted model, not a curated record
AUGUUCUUCUUCUUCUGGUGUCCACCACAGACCACAGACCCGACGCCCACAGACCCGAUGCCCACAGACCCGACGAUGCCCACAGACCCGACGCCCACAGACCCGACGCCCACAGACCCACAGACCACAGACCCGAUACGACCCCCACAGACCACAGACCCGACCACGACCCGACGCCCACAGACCCGACCACGACCACAGACCCGACGCCCACAGACCCGACCACAGACACGCACAGACCCGACGCCCACACCCGACCGACGCCACAGACCACAGACCACAGACCCGACGCCCACAGACCCGACCACAGACCCGACGACGCCCACAGACCACAGACCCGACGCCCACAGACCCGACGCCCACGACCACAGACCCGACGCCCACAGACCCACGACCACAGACCCGACGCCCACAGACCACAACCCGACGCCCACGCCCACAGACGCCACAGACCCGCCCACAGACCCGAUGCCCACAGACCCGACGCCCACAGACCCGACGCCCACAGACCGACGCCCACAGACCCGACGCCCACAGACCACAGACCCGACGCCCACAGACCCGACGCCCACAGACCACAGCCCACAGACCCGAGCAGCCGCAUGGACAGUAGAGGAGAAUGAAGCUCACUCAGACUCCAUGUCUCCAGUCUCCCCUGGAAUCUGGGAGAAGUUCUCCUGA